AUGAGCGGUCCCGGUGCCGGUUUCGAAUACCCCGCAGCGGAAGUCUCAUGGCUGAAGCGAGAUGUUCUCUUGUUCGCAAACAGCAUUGGAUGCACUGCCGAUGAGCUACAUUUCCUUUAUCAUUUCUAUCCCCAAUGUCCCGGUCAACGGCUCAUCCAGUUCCUCAAGCCCCUUCCGCCAACAUCCGCUGGUAAACGAUUCGAACUCCGUAGCAAAGUGAUAGGGGUCUACGACAAGGGCAAAGUGGGAAGCGUGGUGGAGACCGAGCAGUUGCUGGUGGAGAAGAAGGGAGGAAAUGAGGAAGACGUCUACGCACGGAUGGUGGGCAGUGCAGUCUUCAUUGGGCAAGGAAACUGGGGUGGGCCAAAGGGACCGAGUACGGCAGCGUUCCCCCCACCAGAAGGGAAGCCGGAAGGAGCGUUUGAGUUGAAGCUGAGCAAUGAAGCGGCAUUGCUGUAUAGGCUCAACGGGGACUAUAAUCCUCUCCAUGCAACUCCCGAACCAGGCCAGAAGAUGGGAUUUGGUGGAGCCAUCAUGCACGGUCUUUUCAGUUGGAACGCUACCUGCCAUGGGCUGCUUAAGGAACUCGGUGGUAGCAAUCCCGCCAAUAUCAAAGAGUUUCAAGCCAGAUUCGCAAGUCCAGUCAAGCCGGGAGAUAAGCUACUCACAGAAAUGUGGAGGACUGGCGAGAAGAAGGACGGCUGGGAAGAGAUAAGAUUUCUAACCAGAGUCGAAGGUGGCAAGGUGUGUGUGAGUAAUGGAAGAGCAAUGAUGAAAUGCGUGGAAGGAGGGACGAAAAGUAAAUUGUAA
Messenger RNA from Endocarpon pusillum Z07020, 810 nucleotides. RefSeq lists its product as uncharacterized. The record is from RefSeq and is a predicted model, not a curated record. Lineage: Eukaryota; Fungi; Ascomycota; Eurotiomycetes; Verrucariales; Verrucariaceae. Bases 1 to 810 code for a protein of 269 amino acids. The transcript is spliced from 3 exons. Gene Ontology annotation, cellular component: peroxisome.